Arachis stenosperma is the source of this 1239-nucleotide messenger RNA. RefSeq names its product F-box/kelch-repeat protein At3g23880-like. The record is from RefSeq and is a predicted model, not a curated record. Gene Ontology annotation, molecular function: protein binding. The transcript has a single exon. Lineage: Eukaryota; Viridiplantae; Streptophyta; Magnoliopsida; Fabales; Fabaceae. Bases 1 to 1239 code for a protein of 412 amino acids.
AUGACGCAGCCUAGGGAUUAUGAGAAGAGGAACAGGAAGCGUUUGAGAGUCACCAGAAACAGCUUGAAACGGCUGCGGCCUUCAACGGGAACCUCAUUGGGGCCGCUUUCAGUUCUUCCGGAUGAACUCAUCAGAGAAAUAUUGUUGAGGCUUCCGGCGAGGUCGCUGCUUAGGUUUCAGAGUGUGUGCAGUUCAUGGAGAACUUUAAUUUCCAGCUCCCAAUUCGCCAACGACCAUGUUCGUUUAAUCGCCACUGAUCCAAGUUUUAGCCAUCCACGAGUUGUUUAUCAUGGUUGUUGGUUCUACAGAUACAAAAAAUUCGGAGAUUUCUCGGUACGGUACUUGUUCGAGAAUCCUUCCCAACCUACUGAAGUCGUUCGCUUCGCGGGAAAAAGUAGCCACGAAAUUAUUGGCUCUUGCAACGGAUUGUUGUGCUUGCAAGACAUUACUGACAUGGAUAAUUUAAUCAUGCUGUGGAAUCCCUGUACUGGAUUAACAUCCCAACCGCUGGAAAUUCGGGGUUCCAUAGGAGUUUGCGGCUUCGGAUAUGAUCAUGUGAAUGACGAGUACAAGUUUGUUGCGGUUGUAGAUCAUAUACAUAAACAGGAACCGCUUAGAUUUGAAACCAGAAUUUAUACAUUUUGUCCAAACUCUUCGAAGAGAAUCAUUCAAGAUACCGCGUUUAAAAGGAUAAUUCGUGAUGCUAAGGGGGUAUUUGUGCCUGGCACCGCCACUCUUAAUUGGAUUCAUUGGCAUGGUUUGGUUCUUUCCCUUGACUUGGUGAAGGAGACUUGUAGUGAGUUUUCUCUGCCCCUCAACUUCAAGGCUCCGGAAAAUAAAUCCUUCAUCUUUCCACACUUAUGUGUGCUGAAGAACUGCCUUGCAUUUUGUUGCAGCCAUGAGAAAACUCGUUGGUCUGUGUGGCUGCUGAAGGAAUAUGGAAUGCCUCAAUCUUGGACUAAAUUAGCCACCAUCCACUGCCACCACUCACUGCUUACUGGUGCUGAAUUACACCCAUUAUAUAUCCGGGGAAAUACUCUUCUUAUGGCGGUGGCAUCAACUUCAAAGAUAGUUCUGUAUAACUUGGAUGAUGGCGGUUUAGAAUUUCCUCUACUGAAACCUACUCCUUCAGAUGUCUCAAUGGGAUUGUGGUUCUAUAUUUAUCAUGAAAGCUUAGUUUCACCAUCAUAUCGUUGCCUUCGAAGUAGCUCGUCCCGAAUUUGGUUUAUCAAACCCUAG